This is a messenger RNA of Thlaspi arvense, 2077 nucleotides long. The record is from the annotation of a GenBank genome assembly. Lineage: Eukaryota; Viridiplantae; Streptophyta; Magnoliopsida; Brassicales; Brassicaceae.
AAAGGGAGUUAUUUUGAGAAGAAGUUGGACAAUACUGACUACUUUGUAUCAGCAUCGUUCAGAAGAUGCCAGGUCAAAAUUGUGAUUGCUUGCCACUACUACAACUACAAGAAACAAGCCUCGACGAUUUGCGAUGCAUAUUGAACCGGCGGCAAGAUGCAACUACGGCGUGGAUCGACACAUUCGGGAGAGCACCGUUGCAAGAAGCAUGUACUUGCAGUCGAUUGGAGAUCAUCAAGAAGCUACUAUUGGACGAAAUGACGAGGCGUGGCCAAAUGCAAGAUCCUUAUUGUCAGAGUUUAGCUCUCGAUAUUGCUGCUGGUAAUGGCAAUUUGAAGACUGUUAAGAAAUUGUUCGAAACAUAUCCCGGACUGGUUGAGCAAAUGAAUUUAGCUCCCUAUGGGCUAGCUCUACCGGUUGUGCGGGCAUCAAAUGCAGGACAUGGAGAGCUCACUCGCUACCUUUAUGAGAAAACAUCUCGUGAAAUUCUGAUGGAUAAUGAAGGAUAUUGGGCUAAAUGUCUCCUUCUUGAUGCCAUAUUUUUUGGAUUUCUCGACAUUGCGUUGGCCAUCUUCGACGAAGUCCCGCCUGUGGCCGUGGUACAAAGGCCGUCUCCACUUAGGUUCUUAGCUUUGAAACCUGACUUCUUUCGUAGCCACUGCGAUCUUGGAUUUUGGCGAGGCCGUGUCUAUUCUUGGAUAGGCGACUUGGAUUUUCCACCUGAUCAGUCUAAGACUUGGAAACCAAGCCGUUACCAACGAAUCAUGGAGAUAUAUGUGCUAAAAGAUAGACAUUCUAAAGCGGAUUCAUUGCUAAAAAUAAUGUGCAAAGCACUAGCAGAUUUGGAAAAGGACGAGAGCUGGAAAGAGACGGUCUAUGACGCACUACUUGUAGCUGUGGAGAAUGGGAACAAGGAAUUUUUCAUGGAGAUAAUCAAAUGCAACCCUGAACUUGUUUGGAUCUCUCAAGCUGACUCUGGUCGAAACCUAUUUCAGCUGGCCGUUGAAUUCAGGAAAGAGAAGAUCUUUAACCUCAUAUAUGGUUUAGAUGAUAGAAAGGUCACGCUGCUUAGAUCUCGUGACAAAGACAACAACAACAUUCUCCAUAUCGCCGCUUAUCUAUCUCCUCGACCUGAACACCUCUCUAAGAUAUCUGGAUCUGCCCUCAAGAUGCAAAGAGAGGCUCAGUGGUAUGAGGUAGUAAAGAGCUUGGUAUCAGAACGUGAAGUAGUGCAAAGAAACAACAAGAAGAUGACCCCACGACAAGUAUUUGAAGCGACUCACGAAACCCUACGAAAAGAAGGAGAAGAAUGGAUGAAAUACACAGCCACGGCUUGUAGCUUCGUGGCCGCUCUCAUUGCAACUGUCACUUUUCAAGCCGUAUUCACUGUUCCUGGAGGUUAUGAUGAGAUUUUGGGUAAGCCUCUUCUUCUUAGAGACUUACAUUUCACGGCGUUCAUCAUAGUAGACACUCUCUCCUUCUUCGCCUCCUGCAUCUCUGUGCUCAUAUUCCUCAGCAUUCUCACCGCAAGAUACUCUUUUGACGACUUUAUUGUAUCACUUCCUAGAAUGAUGAUAUUAGGUCUCACCAUUCUAUUCAUCUCCAUCGCCUCUAUGCUUGUUGCAUUCAUCACUGCGGUUUCCGCAUCGAUGCGACAAAGGCCAAAGCUUGUAAUCCCACUGAAGCCACUCGCCUCCUUCCCUGCCCUUCUCUUCUUGAUGUUUCAGUUUCCUCUUCUCAAGGAGAUGAUUUCUUCCACGUAUGGCAAAGGACUCUUCCGCCGCGACACAAAAAGUUGGUUAUUAUCCGAGAAUAUUCAACUACGUGACUUCUUUAUAUGAAGGAUCACACAGUCACUAAUCAAUUGACAGAGAUAAUCAAGCUUCCUCCCUUGCUCUCUCAACGGCUAGAAAACAAUUUUAUAUGCUUUAUUGCAUAUUCUAAAUAUCUUACUUGUGUAUUACUAGCUCUAGGUUACUAAUGUCUUGUUAUUCAAAAAUGUUUAAUUAUCAUUGUUAUGUUUGUUCUGUUAAAAUCUAAUGUUACUGUUCUGGGAUAAUAAAUUCCUUGAAGUUCU